Molecule: messenger RNA, 1080 nt
Organism: Rhinocladiella mackenziei CBS 650.93
Lineage: Eukaryota; Fungi; Ascomycota; Eurotiomycetes; Chaetothyriales; Herpotrichiellaceae
Product: aspartate-semialdehyde dehydrogenase
Exons: 3
Coding region: 1-1080 (359 amino acids)
Biological process (GO): L-threonine biosynthetic process
Molecular function (GO): protein dimerization activity; NAD binding; NADP binding
Source: RefSeq, a predicted model, not a curated record
AUGUCUUCGAAAAAGCGAUGCGGUGUUUUAGGGGCAACUGGAGCGGUGGGGACGCGAUUCAUUCUCCUGCUCGCUCAACAUCCGCUGCUAGAAUUGGUAGCUGUAGGAGCUUCCGAAAAGUCGGCCGGUCAAAAAUACUCUGAUGCCGUGCGUUGGAAGCAGUCGACCACAAUGCCCGCACAAGUCGCAAAUCUGAUCGUCCGACGCUGCGUCCCCACCGAAUAUCCAGAUUGCGACAUAAUCUUCUCCGGCCUUAAUUCUGAUGUGGCUGCCGAUGUUGAAAUGGCCUUUCUUAAAGCAAACUUUGCCGUCUUUUCAAAUGCCAAAAACUUCCGAUUGGCACCUCUGGUUCCGCUGAUUGUUCCUGUGGUCAACCCAGGACAUAUUGAGUCAAUCCCAACACAGCGUCGGCAUUACCAACUAGAUAAAGGCCUUCUUGUGUGCAAUUCAAACUGUGCGGUCAUCGGCCUCGUCAUCCCAGCCGCAGCACUUAUUCAAAAGUUCGGACCUAUCGACAAAGUGAGCAUGGUGACUAUGCAGGCCGUAUCAGGAGCAGGCUAUCCUGGCGUCAGCAGCAUGGACAUCCUUGACAAUAUCAUUCCCUACAUCCCCGGAGAGGAAGCCAAGAUUCCAGCUGAAGCUCGCAAGAUUUUAGGUAGCUUGAGUGCGGACCUGUCUGGAUUUGUCAAUCAACCUCUCCGCGUUUCGGUCGCCUGUAACCGUGUCUCGGUGCUUAACGGCCAUACAGUGUGUGUGUCGUUACGAUUCGUAAACCGACCUCCGCCGACCGUGAGCGAGGUCUGUGAUGCGAUGAAAGAGUACACCUCAGAGGUGCAACUCCUAGGGUGUCCCUCGGCCCCAAAACACGCCAUUGUCGUUUUAGACGAGGCUGAUCGACCGCAGCCUCGCCUAGAUAUUGAGACGGAAAGAGGAUACGCGUGCAGCGUUGGAAGAAUCAGGGAGGACGAAAGUGGUAUCUUUGACAUCCAGUUCGUGGCCUUAAGCCACAACACAAUUCUGGGGGCGGCCGGAGCAUCAAUUUUGAAUGCGGAGAGUGCAAUCCUGAAAGGCUACAUCUAG